Molecule: messenger RNA, 1563 nt
Organism: Aspergillus bombycis
Lineage: Eukaryota; Fungi; Ascomycota; Eurotiomycetes; Eurotiales; Aspergillaceae
Product: Zn(II)2Cys6 transcription factor
Exons: 2
Coding region: 1-1563 (520 amino acids)
Biological process (GO): positive regulation of transcription by RNA polymerase II
Cellular component (GO): nucleus
Molecular function (GO): transcription cis-regulatory region binding; DNA-binding transcription factor activity, RNA polymerase II-specific; zinc ion binding
Source: RefSeq, a predicted model, not a curated record
AUGAACCGAAGAAUCCCGCGCACCCGGACUGGUUGCCUCUCCUGCCGUCAGCGGAAAAAGAAAUGCGAUGAGACGAAACCACAAUGUCAGGCAUGCACACGCAACAAGUUAAAAUGCACGUGGCCUCCCCAUAUAGUCCGCAUCUUUGGUCUCAAUUCUGGGCCACAGGCUCCGGAUGAUGCUCUUCCUCGUGAACGCGGUCCAACCAGGGGUGGCUGUCCCCCAGAGACCAGAAAUGCACCCUCCUCCACGUCUUCUGCUGCUCGGGCCGCCAGCAUGGAUUCCAAUUUGUCCUCGGACAUUGCCGAUCGCGAUAUAGAUGAUAGGCAAAAUCACAUUGCAUCAUGGUGUCCGGAGCUGAAGGCGUUUUUGAGUCCUCGACGAGCGAUGUUACUGCCGGAAUCCCAAAUCUUACUGUCACACUAUCUGGACGUUACUGGUCCCAAACUGGCCCCAGCAGCCGAUACGCCUUUCGUGUCUUGGCUGUUGCCGGUCGCCUACGGUGAUGAUCUGCUAAUGAACAGCAUUCUCGCCUUAAGUGGGGGCCAUCUCCUGUAUACACUGCCAGACAACCAUGCAAUCCAACAGGCAACCUCCCGGCAUUACUCCUUAGCGGUGCAGAGUCUUUCUCAUGUGUUGAAUGAUGGCUCGACGCUGCUCGAACCUCUUGUACUGGUUCGUGUAGCUUUGGCGAUUUUAAUUCUCUUUCAUUAUGAGGUGGUCUCUGGACACCUGGACGGAUCCCCUUUUACCCACCUGCGCGCCGGUCGUCAUUUGAUCCUACGCCUGCGAAACAAUAGCCACCAGCUCAUGUCCAGUGCCGAGAGAAAGCUGCUAGGAUUUGCCACUGAAGUGUAUUCCUACAUUGUCCUAUCCAAUAGCAUCACGCCAUUCAACAUGAAUGGCAAUAGGACUCUGAUUUAUGACUCGUUUCUGCAGUCACUGGAUGACUUGCGUGGUUUGGGUGCCUUUGGUGUUAUGUUCAGUGGGUUCCACAGUCUGUUCGAACUCAUAUCCUGCGUCUCCCUCUUUGCAGGAGAACAAGAUGCACUGCCAUCGACAGGUACCAGUAUACCACCUGGCCGCUAUGAGACAUAUAACCAACUGAAGAUGCGUAUCGGCCAUCCGGAUCUUUCCGCGCUAGAACACCCCGACACUGAGGUGCUUCCCGGGCACAGCACAGCCUUGCGCAUGUUCCGAAUAGCUUUAUUGGUCUUUUUGGAAACCGCCGUCGUACCAUUCUCCAAACAUGACUCAGUGCGAGUUCAUCACGUUCAAUCCUUGCUGGAUGGAGCCGUCCACGAUCUUCCCGGGAUGAUCGCAUCAAAUUAUUCCUGCCUCCUGAUGUGGCCGAUGAUGGUAAUUGGAUCUUGCUUGAUGAAAGAAGAGCAGCGUAAUGUGAUCACACAUCUUUUGAUCCAUAAUCAUUACUUGAUGAAAAACACAGCCCAAGCGAGCGUUCUGCUCCAAUUGCUCUGGGACGACCCGGACGAAUAUGCGUUUGGGCCGUACGGCCUUGGCCUGUUGAUGAGAAGACACGGGCUGGAUUACGGCGUUAUAUAA